ACUUUUAAACUCUUCAAAAUUGCCUAAAAUGUAGUUUCAAAGAAUGUGAAUAUUUUAAGCUUAGUUAUGCUCGAUUUUAAAUUCUAUCUUAAAUUCAAUUUACAAACUGCAAAAGUUCUUAGUUGUUCGAAAACGGAAAAUGGAAAACAAUUAGAAUAUUUAAUAAGCCACUCGGCUUAAAAGCUCCUACGAAACACUCUCGUGCUGUACGAUUAUGUUAUCUGGACCAGGUUUCCUCCAGCUCUAAAUCUGAAUCUGUCUCUGAAACUCAAUCAGAAUCAAAAUCUGAAUACGAGAGCUACUUCUCACUCUCCCGGUAAUCAUCGGGCCUAACUCACCCAUUAUUCUCGAUCACAGCCGCAGUCUCAUUCGUUCCGUCGCUUGCUACUGUCCCAACGUCUCCGUCGUCGCCAGCCGCUAUAUCUGAUCGAUCCGGUCCAGCAUGGGAAGUUUUCCAGCUGUACUUGUUGUUGGCGCCUGCCUACUGCUGCUGGCAUUGGGCACGAGUGCUCAACAACUGAACUGCGUGUCCAAGCUGCAGAAUGGCAGGAUCACAGGCCACUGCAUCUCGAUCCGGGAGUGUGACUACUUUAUGCGCAUCCUGACCUCCGGGAAUCCGACCCAAAGCGACCGUAACCUGCUCCGGGAGAACCAGUGCGGUCAAAAGGGCAGGGAUGUUUUGGUCUGCUGUCCCAGUACCGCCGGUUUGGGGGCCUUGACGCAUCCCCUGCUACCCACUGAUUGUGGCACAGCUCGGUGGCAACGUUCCAACGACACUGAAACGCGGAUCAGGGAGUUUCCCUGGCUGGCUCUCAUCGAGUAUACAAAGGCAUCCAACGAGGAGAAGCUCCACGGCUGUGGAGGAGUGCUUAUCAGCGAGCGAUAUGUGCUGACUGCUGCCCACUGUGUGGUGCAAGCCAUGACAAAUAAUCUGAGGAUUUCGGCGGUGCGUCUGGGUGAAUGGGAUACCAGCACGAAUCCAGACUGCCAGUUCCACGAAGACACCCAAAAGGCCGACUGUGCUCCGGCUUACCAGGACAUUGGAGUGGAGGAGACGCUUCCACAUCCCCUGUACAAUAGCUCCAACCUUAGUCAGGCCAACGAUAUAGCUAUCAUUCGCCUAGAGACUCCGGCCAAGCUCAAUGACUUUGUGGUGCCGAUCUGUCUGCCCAACAAACAGCUGCGAGCGGAUGAGCUGGAGGGUCUCGUCACGGAGCAGGCUGGUUGGCUGGCCAAAUCGUCGCCGCGCAUGCGCAAGAACUUUGUGACCAUUAGUUCUAUCGCGGACUGUCACCUCAAGUACUCGGCCCAUAAGCUGAGCAUUCAGAGUUCACAGCUCUGCGGUUUCGUUAGUUCGAAGGAGUGCCACGGUAACUCCGGAGGACCGUUGAUGCUCUUCAAAAACGAUGCCUAUCUUCUAGGCGGAUUGGUGUCCUUCGGACCAGUACCAUGUCCGAAUCCUGACUGGCCGGAUGUCUACACAAGGGUUGCCUCCUUCAUUGACUGGAUUCACAACAGCUUGAGGGAAUAAUUAAGCAAUCCAAGUUCUUUUGUGUUUAAUAU
Messenger RNA from Drosophila serrata, 1563 nucleotides. RefSeq names its product serine protease ea. The record is from RefSeq and is a predicted model, not a curated record. Gene Ontology annotation, molecular function: serine-type endopeptidase activity. Gene Ontology annotation, biological process: proteolysis. NCBI's taxonomy places the organism in Eukaryota, Metazoa, Arthropoda, Insecta, Diptera, Drosophilidae.